GGUCUCGGGACCCACUCCGCUCCGCUGGGCUUGAGGGGCGGCGGAUGGUGGGUCGAGGGUGGUGUUUCCGCGGGUCGGCGGCUACAGGGCUGCCCAGCCGUCCACAGAAAGCCCGUCCGCCGAGGUGGAGCGAAGCUUUUCUCCGCCGCCGCCCUCUCCGCCCUCGGAGCUCUCCCAGGAUACCUCAGAUUUCCCUGGAGUCCGGAGCUCUAGGGGCGCGCUCGGCCCUCCUUUUCCUCUUCAGCCUGCGCCGCGAGCGGCUGCCGGCCUGGCCAGCACCUCGCGUGUGGGACCUCAUCCCUUAGCCUCAAUGCCCGUGCGAGAAGAGUUGAGUGGGUGCCGGUGGUUGGAGCUGUGCAGGUGUCCCCCGGUGGCAAGUGUGGCCACAGCACCGGGCGCUAUUAAGUUUUAUGCGCGCACGUUGCAAGGACUGUGUGUGAGUCUGGUAAUAUUCGUAGGUUACAGAGAUUAAGAAGUGACUUAUCUUCCUUUGGGGCAGCAUUAAGCCCAAUACAGUCUGGAAGCCUCAGUUACUGAAAAUGGAAGUGAAAGUGAAUCAAGAGCAAGGCAGCAUUAGGAUGGUUUCAUCUGGGAAUAGUAUUGUUACGAGCAGUAACUUUACAACAGAAAUCUCUUGGUGUGUACUCACAUUUUGGCGGGGUAUAAUUUGGUAUCCUGAGUGUCUGUCUUAGCAAGAAGGAAGUGGAAAAUACUCUUGAAAAGAAAACUAAGACAAUAAGGAAGCCAGAACUUACUUUUACAUGGUGAUUUGCUCACUUAACAGUAUGGACACUUUUCCCACCACAUUUCCUCCUGGUGGAGACAGUGGGCUGACAUGUUCUCAGUCUGAGGUGCAAAAAAUGUUAAUUGAUGAAAGGUUACGAUGUGAACAUCAUAAAACUAACUAUCAGACUCUUAAAGCCGAACACACAAGGUUGCAAGAUGAGUACAUAAAGUCACAAAAUGAACUCAAGCGCCUAUUAAAUGAAAAGCAAACUCACCAGGAAAAAUUUCAGCUGCUGCUUGAAGAGCUACGAGGGGAAUUAGUAGAGAAAACUAAAGACUUAGAAGAAAUGAAACUGCAGGUGUUAACUCCACAAAAGUUGGAACUGUUACGAGCCCAGAUACAACAAGAAUUAGAAACUCCAAUGAGGGAACGUUUUAGGAAUCUGGAUGAAGAAGUGGAAAAGUAUAGAACUGAAUAUAAUAAACUCCGCUAUGAACAUACAUUUCUUAAAUCAGAAUUUGAACACCAGAAAGAAGAAUUUGCACGUCUUCUACAAGAAGAAAAAAUAAAAUGUGAAUCAGAGAUUGCAGGACUGACGAAAGAUAAAGAAGAACUACAUAAUCAACUGCUUAGUGUUGAUCCCACAAGAGACAGCAAACGAAUGGAACAACUUGUUCGAGAAAAAGUCCAUUUAUGUCAGAAAGUAAAAGGCUUAGAGGCUGAGGUAGCCGAAUUAAGGGCUGAAAAAGAAAAUUCUGGUGCUCAGGUAGAAAAUGUCCAAAGAAUUCAGGUACGGCAGUUGGCUGAGAUGCAGGCUACAGUCAGAUCCCUGGAGGCUGAAAAACAGUCAGCUAAACUACAGGCUGAACGCUUGGAAAAAGAGCUACAAUCAAUUAAUGAACAAAAUACUGUUUUAAUUAGUAAAUUGCAUAAAGCUGAACGGGAAAUAAAUACAUUGACCAGUAAAGUAAAAGAACUUAAACAUUCAAACAAACUAGAAAUAACAGACAUCAAACUGGAGACAGCAAGAGCUAAAAGUGAGCUAGAAAGAGAAAGGAAUAAGAUUCAAAGUGAACUGAAUGGGUUACAGUCAGACAAUGAAAUUCUCAAGUCAGCUGUUGAACACCACAAAGCACUCCUAGUAGAAAAGGAUCGUGAAUUAAUACGUAAAGUACAAGCUGCCAAGGAAGAAGGUUAUCAAAAACUCGUGAUAUUACAAGAUGAAAAGCUAGAGCUUGAGAACAGAUUAGCGGAUUUAGAAAAAAUGAAAGUGGAACAUGAUGUCUGCAGACAGUCUGAAAAGGAUCAGUGUGAAGAGAAAUUGCGAGCUUCGCAGAUGGCAGAAGAGUCGGCCAGAAGGGAACUUCAGAGUAUUAGGUUAAAACUUCAGCAACAAAUUGUGAAUAUUGAAAAUGCAGAGAAAGAAAAAAAUGAAAAUGCUGACCUGAAACAGCAAAUCAGUAGUUUGCAGAUCCAAGUGACCUCACUUGGACAGUCAGAGAAUGAGUUGCUGAAUUCAAACCAAAUACUGAAGGAAAUGGUAGAGAGGUUAAAACAGGAAUGCCGAAAUUUAAGAAGCCAAGCUGAGAAAGCACAACUGGAAGUUGAAAGGACUUUGGAAGAGAAACAGAUACAGUGGUUGGAAGAAAAGCAUAAAUUUCAGGAACGUCUCACUGACAGAGAAGAAAAGUAUAAUCAAGCUAAAGAAAAACUGCAGCGAGCUGCAAUUGCCCAGAAAAAGAGAAAAUCCCUUCAUGAAAACAAAUUGAAGAGACUGCAGGAGAAAGUAGAAAUCUUAGAGGCAAAGAGAGAAGAAUUAGAAACAGAAAACCAGGUGUUAAAUAGACAAAAUGUUCCAUUUGAAGAAUAUACAAGGCUUCAAAAAAGACUAAAGGACAUACAGAGAAGACAUAAUGAAUUUCGAAGUUUAAUUUUGGUUCCUAACAUACCUCCAACAGCAUCCAUCAAUCCUUUUAGUGUUCAGUCAUCAGCCAUGGUUCCAGGCAUGGACUUGUCGUUUCCUCCUCAUAUGCAGGAGGAACAGCAUCAAAGGGAACUCUCUCUACUCCGCAAAAGACUAGAAGAACUAGAAACAACACAAAGGAAGCAACUAGAGGAACUUGGAUCUCCUGGGGAAUGAUGUUCAUGGAAAAAAGAUCAAAAGGGAUGAAAUCACUGUGACUCAAUAAAGCUUGAAGUUUUAACGUA
Leopardus geoffroyi (Geoffroy's cat) is the source of this 2935-nucleotide messenger RNA. It is a transcript of the gene CEP83, whose product is annotated as centrosomal protein 83. Gene Ontology annotation, cellular component: centrosome. NCBI's taxonomy places the organism in Eukaryota, Metazoa, Chordata, Mammalia, Carnivora, Felidae. The transcript has 18 exons. The record is from RefSeq and is a predicted model, not a curated record. Bases 762 to 2867 code for a protein of 701 amino acids.